Fomitiporia mediterranea MF3/22 is the source of this 822-nucleotide messenger RNA. RefSeq lists its product as uncharacterized. The record is from RefSeq and is a predicted model, not a curated record. The coding region runs from base 1 to 822 and encodes 273 amino acids. The transcript is spliced from 2 exons. Lineage: Eukaryota; Fungi; Basidiomycota; Agaricomycetes; Hymenochaetales; Hymenochaetaceae.
AUGCGGACUCUCGCUAAAUUUCUUGACGACUUUGAUUACUUUGACUUUUUACGUCCUUUCUCUCUUGGCAAAUACGCGCUGCUUUUGAUGGUACCCUUAACUUGGUCUUGCGUCGUGUUUAGGAGUCAUCUGGAUCCUCUUCCUCUUUUAGCGAAUUCGUUACCACUACUACUGCGUAGGUUUCUGAGACCUGCGAAGACGAUUACGUGGACGUGGAAUGGAUCGAUCUGGAGUUCGGUUUGGGAGUUUGUACGGUCGUUCUUUCGGAAGGAGAGCCCGUGUAAGACGUAUGAUACCCCUGAACAGGAGGAUGCUUAUUGGAGGAAUGCUGAGCUUGGACAGAAGGAACUGUCCUUCUCCGAUGCUCGAUUUGGGAAGGGGAAAUCUAAUGGACCUUGGAAUUCUCGAGGAGAGAAGCCGAUUGUGUACUAUGUACCUCGACUUCUACCGGAAUAUAGAGAGAAACGGGGAAAGCGUGACGAUCAAGUAGAAUUUAACGUUCCGGCGAAGUCCGUUGUUAGAUGGCAUUGGCUUGUCUUUCCUGGUGAUCCUCACCCUACGUUUGUGCAGGCUUCUCGUUUAGUGCGGUAUCUCAGUACCCGAGAUCUUCGACAGAUGUAUCACAUCUCAAAAUUUGGACGGAAGUUGCAAAUGCGUUCGAUCAACCGUGAUGCACCCUGCUGUCCGGCUAAGCGGACUAGAGGAGUCAGAAGGAUACCUUCUACAGGCCAGGUUUCCAAUGCCAUGUAUAAGGAACUCUGGCGAGAGUGGCUCCAAAAUAAACCAUCAGAUCCAAUCAUUUGUUUCGAGGAUGAAGACUAA